GACAUGGAUCUGAAACUCAUUUCUACCUUUAUGUGCUUUGUCCUGUUUCAUUCAUCAAGAACAUUUGGUUAUGACCAUUUCACUAAGCAAAGCGAUUUAGAAACUUAUAUAGUACGUCUUGAGUUUCCUAAUGAUCAAGUUUUCUCUAAUUCGAAUGAUUUACAUCUCUGGCAUCAAUCAUUCUUGCCUACAACAAAUUCGAAUCAUUCAUCGCGCAUUUUAUAUUCUUAUCACCAUGUGUUUAACGGUUUUGCUGCUAUGUUGUCAUCAGACGAAGUGAAAGAAAUGGAAAAGAAGUCCGGUUUUGUGUCUGCACGUCCCCAACGGGUAUUUCAAAUGCACACCACACACACUCCAAGUUUCCUUGGCUUGCACCAGACUGUUGGCCUUUGGAAUUCAUCACAUUCAGGUAAAGGUGUGAUUAUUGGUGUAUUAGAUUCUGGAAUUGCUCCCCAACAUCCUUCAUUUAAUGAUAGUGGAAUGCCUUCUCCACCUGAUAAAUGGAAAGGCAAAUGUGAAUUCAAUGUUACAACUUAUUGUAACAAGAAGCUUAUCGGAGCAAGAAAUUUUGCGCAACCGGAUAUGCUUCCUUCAGACGAAGAUGGACAUGGGACUCAUACUUCUAGCACGGCGGCGGGGAACUUUGUGGAUGGUGCCAAUUUUUUUGGUCAGGCUAAUGGCACUGCUGUUGGCGUUGCGCCUCGGGCCCAUGUGGCCAUGUACAAAGUCUGUUAUGUAGAUUGUCUAGAAUACAAUAUCUUAGCUGGUCUUGAUGCUGCAAUUGAAGAUGGUGUGGAUGUGAUUUCCAUUUCACUUGGAUCAACAGAAUCUGAGCCUUUAUAUGAUGAUAAUAUAGCAAUUGGCGCAUAUAGCGCAAUGGCAAAGGGUAUUUUUGUAAGUUGCUCGGGCGGAAAUAGUGGACCGGAAAAAGGUAGUGUGAUAAAUGGAGCCCCGUGGAUUCUCACCGUUGGUGCUAGCACAGCGGAUAGAAAGAUAAGCGCGGUGGCAGUUUUGGGUAACGGAGCAAAGUAUGAGGGCGAAUCAGCCUUCCAACCAAGGAAUUUUUCACGAAAAUUGUUACCACUCGUGAAUGGUGAUUCUUGUGAAUUGUUGAAUACAAGUUAUGUAAAGGGUAAAAUAGUGUUGUGUGAUACAAGCGGUUUCUCGUCUAAAACAGAAAAAGGAGGAGUAGUGAAAAAUGCGGGUGGUGCUGCCAUGAUCCUCAUGAACCUAAAAGAUCGUGGCUAUACAACAUUUUCAGAUCACGAUGUCCUUCCCGCGACACAUGUUAGUUACAGCGAUGGACAAAAGAUCAUAAACUAUAUGAAAUCAACAUCAACACCAGUUGCAACUAUAUCGUUCAAGGGAACGAGAAUUGGAGAUAAGCACGCGCCAACGGUUGCUUACUUUUCUUCUAGGGGACCAUCUAUGAUAACCCCGAGCAUACUAAAGCCCGACAUUAUUGGGCCCGGAGUUAAUAUCCUUGCAGCGUGGCCAACCUCUGUAGGGCUCGCGACAACAUCUACAUAUUCAUCUUCAUCGACGUUUAACAUUAUUUCUGGCACGUCAAUGUCUUGCCCUCACCUUGCAGGAGUUGCAGCAUUGCUAAAAAGCGCACAUCCAGAUUGGUCUCCAGCUGCAAUUAAAUCCGCAAUCAUGACCACAGCUGACCUCGUCAACCAUGGAAAACAUCCAAUUCAGGACGAAAGACUCGAACCUGCUGAUCUACAUACAAUCGGAUCAGGACACGUGAAUCCAUCAAGAGCAAAUGAUCCAGGACUCAUUUACGAUAUCCAGCCCAAAGAUUACAUCCCGUACUUAUGUGGCUUGAACUAUACGGAUGAUCAAGUCAGCGCCAUUGUGAAAAAGAACGUACAUUGUACGUCAACCACACCUCAAUCGGAAUUGAACUACCCUUCAUUUUCUAUUCCUAAGGAAUCGAGUGCUCAAACGUAUACGAGGACUGUGACUAACGUUGGUGAAGCAAUUUCAACUUACACAGUUAAAGUGUUUGGACUCGAAGGUGUCGAGGUGACUGUUAAUCCUAAAAUCUUGAAGUUUACAGCGUUGAAUCAGAAGGCGUCAUAUAAUGUAACAGUUAAGUCGUUAUAUCUUACAGGCCAUUCCCAAGGAUACAUAAUUUGGUCUUCUGCUAGGCAUUCCGUUAGAAGUCCAAUAGAAGCAAGCACAUUAUGGUGAUUUAAUUGAUCGGAUUUGUUAUAAGAGAUGACUUUUUCAUUAUAAUU
Messenger RNA from Lycium barbarum (goji berry), 2246 nucleotides. RefSeq names its product subtilisin-like protease. The transcript has a single exon. NCBI's taxonomy places the organism in Eukaryota, Viridiplantae, Streptophyta, Magnoliopsida, Solanales, Solanaceae. The record is from RefSeq and is a predicted model, not a curated record. Gene Ontology annotation, biological process: proteolysis. Gene Ontology annotation, molecular function: serine-type endopeptidase activity. Bases 4 to 2199 code for a protein of 731 amino acids.